CUUAUGUUACUAGGACGAAUCGACUUGCAAACGUGUUAAACUUGUGAAAUGAAGGACACUGAUCAACAGCAGUUGCCAGCUUUACUUAUUCAAUCAUCGAGAAUUAAUAGUUGGUUGUUGUCACGCAAAAUAAUACAGACGGACUAUCCGAAGAAACUGAAGGACAUAGACUGCAAAGUCAACGACUAUUUUAAUAAGUACCCUGAAGUUAAUGUCCCGAUUUUUGAAAGCCCAUCAUUGUUCUUAGGAUGCCGUGAAUUUUUAGAAGCCCUAGCCAAGACAGACAACAAAACUGACUUCUUCGGACGUUCUAGUCCGUUAGUCCGCGCAUGGACAGAAGUUCUCAGUUUGUUUCAGAAAAAUAACUUAUACUUGGCUGAAGUAGGAGAUUCAAUCAAUGAGUUAGCUGCUGUGCAUGUCCCUAGGUGUAAAAUGUUCAUUUCAGACAGACACAAAAAUUUAUUGGACUUACGCCAAAGGCUAAAGGAACAAAGUUUAAAUCUCAUCAGAAAAGAAGAGCUGUUGGAGAAGGUUUAUAAAGAAUUCCACGUUGAUGUCAAGGAAGAAAACAUUAGGUUGCGUCUUCUGGAGGAGGCUGGGAAAGUCCCUAUGCUUUUGACAGAAUUUGUACACUCUCUCACUUCCCUGAAAACCGCGCUCCAGCUGUACGUUAGCUUCAAAAACUUUGUCCUCGGAGGUUUUCAGGAUGACUAUCACGAACCUGAAAAGUUUUAUGGUUGCUGUCCCACCCUAAAACUACUAAUUGAUUCAGGCCAUGUUAUGGUGUUUACAUGGAAAAAUGGAUGUGAGCCGGAGCACAUUGAAGGAAGUGAUGAUUUUGUUCCCUUUCUUUUACAGCAGGAAAAAAUGAAAGUUAACCAGUUAUCAAUGGAAUUGAGUCAAAAUGUAUUUACAGAUUCAAAUGUUCCUUCUGAACUAAACGAGAUUUUGUGGGAUGAAAACGAAGUAGGAGCAAUAGAUUUCGGUCCUUUUGAUGUAGAGUCUGUGGAAAACAUUGAAAUUGAAAGGGAAAACAUGGUGUCAACCUCUUCAUCUGGAACGCCAGAUAAUCCAAACGUUGAUUCUGCCAGUCAGUCUAAUGUUCCAUCGUCAAUAAACGAAAGAAAACCAAUAGUUGCUUCUGGUGCAUCUGCUCGUUAUCUUUUAGACUCAGUUGAUGGACGUCAAGCUCUUUUAAAUGAUCUACUUGAAUUGAAUGCGUUUCUUCAACGUUUUCAGGAGGAUUUACUCGAACGAUUAGAUAAUGAAAGUGAGCAUCAGCUCAGUAGAACUGGAUGUAAUGCGUUCAAACCUUCCGGUGGUAUUGGUUGUGAUACCAUUCAGAAUAUUAUCAUACAGAAUGCUCCAAACGAUCUGUCAUAUACAUCAAAUGACAUAUCUAGAAUGAUUGAACUUGUUAAAGAAGCUUUGAAUAAGCUAACUACAAGGUAGUUUUAAUAGUUACUACUCCAUAGUCUGAAUAUGAAAUAUCUACUAUAUGUGACUAAUCUAUGACGUUUUGUUUAUUUAAAGUUCUUUAAGCCAAUUAAUGAUGAUACGAACUAGAAUAGGAUACUUAGAUCGAUUGACUGAUCGACUUCUGGAUUAUAGACGUCAAGUAGAACUGGCUAGAACAAGAUGCAGUCAAACACAGAAACUGAUCGACAAAGCACUAAUGGAGCAACAGGAGAAGACAACACAACUCGCGCAACUCAAGAACUAUUGUAAGAAGUUAGUUAGCUUUGUAAGUUUUGUGCAAUCCACUCAUACUGUUGCCAUUUUUAUCUAUUUCAAUACUUUCAUCAUGUGUUCGUAAAUUAUCUUAAUCCUGAGAUGUUAGGUUAUGUAACUUUAAAUCUAUUUCGUACUAUUAAACAUAUUUGCAUUUCUAUGAAAAUCAAUAUUCAUUUGAUUACAACCCUGUCACUCAGUGUCAGACACUUGUUAGUAAUCAUCUUAAUGAUUAUCUAAUUCCCCUAAAACUACAUACUCCCUGAUAAUUAGAAAAUAAUCGUUUACUACAUUUCUAAUGCAUUUAGG
Molecule: messenger RNA, 2040 nt
Organism: Schistosoma bovis
Lineage: Eukaryota; Metazoa; Platyhelminthes; Trematoda; Strigeidida; Schistosomatidae
Source: the annotation of a GenBank genome assembly